Pieris macdunnoughi is the source of this 810-nucleotide messenger RNA. The record is from the annotation of a GenBank genome assembly. NCBI's taxonomy places the organism in Eukaryota, Metazoa, Arthropoda, Insecta, Lepidoptera, Pieridae.
AUGGGUGAACUGGGACACAAACUUGGAUUGGAUGAGCUGGCGGGAGGCGCCGUUGGAAUCAGCAAAGCCUUGUUGGCUGAGUUUAUCGGAAAUCUCCUCUUGAAUCUCUUCGGUUGUGGGGCUUGUAUAAACGUGACUCAGGGUGUGGAUGCAGCGCCCAACAUCGUACUCAUCGCGUUUAGCUUUGGUCUAGCUGUAUUUGCUGCUGUUUCAGCCAUAGGUCAUAUAUCUGGAGGUCACCUUAACCCAGCCGUAACAGCUGGUAUGUUGGCGACUGGACGCGUCAAAUUGGCUCGUGCUAUUCUCUACGUAGUAGCGCAGUGCGCUGGCGCAGCCGCCGGCUCUGGAUUACUCAAGGCCUUUACGCCGGAUAGGGCUGCGGGCAAAUUGGGCGUUACAGGCCUCGGAACGGAAGUGACGUCACUACAGGGCUUUGGCAUUGAGUUCUUCCUGGGAUUCGUGCUAAUCUUUGUUGUUUGUGGGGUGUGUGACCCUAACAAACCCGAUAGCAAAGCCACCGCCCCUCUUGCGAUUGGUCUAACUGUGACUUUGGGCCAUUUGCUGGCUGUGGACUACACUGGAUCAGCUAUGAACCCAGCUCGCUCCUUCGGUUCUGCUCUCGUCGCCAACGAGUGGUCUGAUCAUUGGGUAUACUGGGCUGGUCCGGUGGCUGGUGGUGUUGCCGCUGCUUUAUUAUACGUCCAUGGCUUCUCUGCAGCUCCAGUUGACAUUCCUCCCCGAUACAGGCCCGUUGCUGGUGACGAAAAAGAGCUCAAGAGAUUGGACGGUAAGGGCGAAGACUUGGCGUGA